CAUGGGUUGGCAAGCGGAACGCGAUAAGGUGGUGAUCAACGUGGGCGGCGUGCGGCACGAGACGUACCGCAGCACGCUACAGACGCUGCCCGGGACCCGCCUGGCCGGUUUGGCCGAACCGGGAGCCGCCGCUCGGUUCGAUUACGACUCGGCGGCCGGGGAGUUUUUUUUCGACCGUCACCCGGCGGUUUUCGCUUACGUGUUGAAUUAUUACCGCACCGGGAAGCUGCACUGCCCUGCCGAUGUGUGCGGGCCGCUGUUCGAGGAGGAGCUCGCCUUCUGGGGGAUCGACGAGACCGACGUGGAGGCGUGCUGCUGGAUGAACUACCGGCAGCACCGGGACGCUGAGGAAGCCCUGGACAGCUUCGAGAGUCCCGAACCCGGCGGAGGAGGGGAUGGAGGGAACGGGGAUGGGAACGGAGCGGAGCUGAAACGGCUGUGCCUGGAGGAGGGGCGGCCCGGGGGGUGGUGGAGGAGGUGGAGGCCGCGGGUGUGGGCGCUGUUC
This is a messenger RNA of Meleagris gallopavo (turkey), 505 nucleotides long. The record is from RefSeq and is a predicted model, not a curated record. Lineage: Eukaryota; Metazoa; Chordata; Aves; Galliformes; Phasianidae.